Episyrphus balteatus (marmalade hoverfly) is the source of this 2417-nucleotide messenger RNA. RefSeq names its product probable G-protein coupled receptor Mth-like 14. Gene Ontology annotation, molecular function: G protein-coupled receptor activity. Bases 523 to 2256 code for a protein of 577 amino acids. The record is from RefSeq and is a predicted model, not a curated record. The transcript is spliced from 6 exons. Lineage: Eukaryota; Metazoa; Arthropoda; Insecta; Diptera; Syrphidae.
UCCUCUAAGGCAGUCAGUCAUUUUAAAAAAAAGUUCGCGCUUAGCCGUGAAGUGUGCCAAUAAAAAAUACGCGCGAUAGAAACAAAAAAACCAAUACCUACCUACACAAGAAGAAGUGUGAUAAAAUAAACUCUCAUUGAUAAGAUACGAGUUUAUUAUAUAUUUUUAAACCCGCAACUGUGAUCGAUUUUGAGUUGCACUUUUUCCUAGUCCCAUUUAAUAGUUGUGAUAAGAAAAUUUGUAUUAUGUUUUCAACAAAUACAACAACAAUAAUGAAAAAAAAUCCAAAGUCUGAUGUGUAAUUAUUUAUUAUUAAACUUUUUGUUUACUUACCUUGGGUUCAACAAAAGUUGUUAAGUGGCAACUACAUUUUUAUAAUAAAUAAAAAAGUCGUUUGCGCAUACAAUUUUCUUCAGAUACAUUUCGUCAUAAUAAAAAAAAACUUCAUAUAAUUAAAUAAUAAUUGGAACUGAAAGAAGAAAACGAACAUUACCUACUAUAAAAUAAAAAAAAAAUACAAAAAUGGCACACUUACACCAAAUGGCAGCUAAAAAACUUCCCUCCAUCCUCAUCAUCACAACAAUCAUUCUAGGAUUAGUUUCAACCCAAAACAUUACCGAACAAAAUACCAAUUUAACCGUCAUCAUCACAUCAACUACCACCACAACACCAACACCAGCUACCCCUAAACUACUUGCCUUAGAUAUAACUACAAUUCAGCCAAGCAGUACAAAAAAUCAGACGACAGUACUUACCCCUGCCGAGGAUAGCACUAUCAUACCCGAACCAAGAUUAUUACAAAAUAUUUUACCAUCAAGCGAAAAACCACCCGAUACUACGACGACUAAUUCAAAUUCAAGUCAACCAAUAGCAACACGAACUAGAAAAAUUCCUCCAGAUUGUUCACAUCGACGUAAAAAUCGUAAACAACCACAAAAUACUGAAUCGUCGAAAAUGAGAAAAUGCUGUCCAAAUGGUGAGACGCUAGUUUCGGAGGAUGAUGGUGAUCAAAUUGUACAAGUUUGCAAAGCUCAAUCUGGAGAAUUUGCUCCUGAAGUCAUUUCUGUGGAGCUUUAUGAAAAUUGCAUUGAAGAUCUGGAAGAGCCGAUAACACUAGAAAUCGAGGUCGGAAACCCUUGCAAUGAUGGUUCGAUAUAUUCAGCCAGUACUGGCGAUCGUCUAACCGUGAUUCAAGAUGGUUCCCUACUGAUCAUGGAUAGCUUCUAUAACGAAUCAUACACCGUAGAAUCCAACUACUGCCUCGACACAAACAUUGACACUGGAGAAUUGUACGCAAUUGUCUGUGUCUCAGCAACCGAUGAUCACCUAAGUCGGGGACAGACAAUCCUAUACACAUGUUUCAUGAUUGUUUCAAUACCAUGUCUUUGCUUGGUGAGCUUUUUACACUUUGCCAUUAAAGAGCUCCGUUCUGUGCAUGGCUUAUCUUUGGGAGUUAUGUCAUCCUGCAUGGCCAUUGGAUUCACUUUGCACACAUUUGCUCAAUUUUCGGACGCGGGAAAGGCUUGGAUAGGCUUCGCUGUGCAGUUUUUCAUGUUGGCCUACUUUUUCUGGCUGUUUUGUCUGUGUUGCAAUGUGGUCGUACAUGUUUGCUACUACCUGCCCAACAAAGUUAUCAUAAAUCGAACAAUUCGUUAUUGUCACUUCAACACGUAUUGCUUGAUAGCUUUUUCGUUUCCAUUUGCCUUGGUUUUGUGGACCAAUUACAAGGGACUACCUGGAAUGCCAUCCUAUUUCUUCCAGGGUUUCACGGAAUCGGUUCGUGAAUCUCAGCGUUAUUUCAUCCCACCCGUUACGAUAAUUUUGCUUUUGAGCUUCGUAAUGUUGGUUGUCUCAUUCUUUGGUUACAAGUAUUUGGACACAAUCAACUUCCGUUAUGCGACGUAUCAACAAGUUUAUUCCCAGACAACGUUACCGAUUCAUAUCUACGAUCAGGAGAGUUAUCAAGAGAUACGAAAAGAUACAAAGUGCAUAUGUUGCCUCUAUGUCAUCACAAUAAUCACAUGGAUUCUCGAAGUUGUAACAUUCUACUCGCCUGGACCAGAUAGUUCAAAUGCAUUCAUGGAAAUCAUAAAUGCUUUGCAAGGUGCAUUUAUUUUAAUGAUAUUUAUUGUUGUACGUCGACGUAGAAAUGCAAUUGUUCGAUGGUGGCAUGGACGUGGACCACAUGGAUUGACAGCGGUUCCAAUGAAAGAUUUAGUUCCUGUGGAGAAUAGGCCACCACCAGAAAGUAGUUAAAAUCCUGCUGCCUUUUGUUUUAAGACUGAACAAACAAAAAAAUAUAUAUAAAACAAAAAACAGAAGUGCCUUUUAAAAUGGUUGUCAUUGUUGUUGUUGUUGAGACUUUUUAAGAAUUAAAAAUAUUUUAGCUGAAAUAUAUACCAAUACCUAUUAUACGU